Xenopus tropicalis (tropical clawed frog) is the source of this 1620-nucleotide messenger RNA. It is a transcript of the gene cmklr1, whose product is annotated as chemerin chemokine-like receptor 1. Gene Ontology annotation, cellular component: membrane. The record is from RefSeq and is marked validated. Lineage: Eukaryota; Metazoa; Chordata; Amphibia; Anura; Pipidae. Gene Ontology annotation, molecular function: G protein-coupled receptor activity. Gene Ontology annotation, biological process: signal transduction; G protein-coupled receptor signaling pathway.
UUUCCAGCCAGUCCAUAUUGAAAACGUGGUGUAGUUUCUGUUUAGGUCUCCUCGGCCUUGCUCCACCUCUGCUUUGGACCAAUCUCUCCACCCCAGCCAAGUGAUAAUAAGAAAAGUUCUUGGGGCUACAAACUUGUCAAAAAAAUACAACUCAUCUUUCAUGGAGGCCAACACAACUGUAUCGUCGUAUUCAGACUAUGCAGACUAUACAGACUAUCCAGAAGAAAUUGUCCCCCCUCUGGUCCACAAUGAUAGUGGACAAACUGAAGGGAUAGCCUCCAAUCAGAUUCCUUCCACAGUACUAUACAGUGUGGUGUUCAUCGUGGGCACACUCGGAAAUGGACUUGUUAUUUUCAUGAUCACAUUCAAGCUUAAGAAAUCAGUGAAUGUUAUAUGGCUCUUAAAUCUAGCUAUUGCUGACUUCUUAUUCACCUUUUUCUUACCUUUCACUAUAAUUUACACGGCAAUGGAUCACCACUGGAUCUUUGGAAGAACUAUGUGUAAGCUGAAUUCAUUUGUUCUUGUGCAGAACAUGUUCACCAGCAUAUUCCUGCUGACAGUAAUCAGCUUGGAUCGCUGUAUAUCUGUUAUAUUUCCAGUUUGGUCCCAAAAUCACCGUUCUGCUAAAAUGGCCAAGGGACUUUCAGCAGCUGCCUGGAUCGUUGCCUUCUUUUUAAGUGCAAUUUCGUUUAUUGUCCGGGAUACAACAUAUAGACAGGAAAAAACAAUUUGCUUCACCAACUUUUCAUUAAUGGGAGAAAAUAAUAGGGCAAAAUUACAGACAGCUUACACUUUAACACGGUUUGCGUUUGGAUAUUUGAUUCCACUUAUAAUCAUUCUAUGCAGCUACAUUAUCAUUGUCUACAGACUGAAGAGAAACAGGAUGGCCAAAUCCAGGAAGCCAUUUAAGAUUAUAUUUUCAAUCAUCACAGCAUUCUUUCUCUGCUGGACACCUUUCCACGUGCUGCACAUUAUGGAAAUUGAAGCUAUUAGGUUUCCAGCUUAUAUAUUCAAAAUUGGUGCCCCUAUUGCAAGUUCCCUAGCCACUGCCAACAGUUGCAUUAAUCCAAUACUGUAUGUCAUUUUGGGACAGGACUUUAAGAAGUUUAAAAUGAGUAUCCUAUCCAGACUUGAUAAUGCAUUAAGCGAGGAUACUACAAACUCCCGCUUAAGCCACAGAACCUUUUCAAGAGUGUCUACAAUGAAUGAGAAAGAAUCAGUCAUGCUAUAAUUUCUAUAUGAUGUGCUACUCUGCUUGUUAUGACAGUUUUCCAAAAUAUAUAUCAUAUUGUCACAAACUGAACAGUGAAUAUUGAGAAACAUUUUACAUCAAUAUAUAAAUCAGCACACAAUUGAACUGGAUAUAUAGUAUGCAAGAAAGUAUACAGAUGGAGUAAGUUUUGUUUUUUAAUUUGGCUCAGAUGUCUUGUCAUGUCCCACUGUGUCUCUGAAAUGAACUGCAUGCCAAUGAGUAGGCUAUCAGAAAUAAAAUAAGUGUGUAAUUAUUAAAUAUACUUUAUACUGCAUGUAAAGAAUUGAUAGAAACAGGCAUCACAGUCCUGCAUUUAUGUGUGUAUAUAUAUAUACACUCGUUUUAAUGCACUUUAUUGUUUUUGAAUU